Messenger RNA from Rhodamnia argentea, 1206 nucleotides. RefSeq names its product putative inactive disease susceptibility protein LOV1. The transcript has 3 exons. Gene Ontology annotation, molecular function: ADP binding. The record is from RefSeq and is a predicted model, not a curated record. Gene Ontology annotation, biological process: defense response to other organism. Bases 1 to 1206 code for a protein of 401 amino acids. NCBI's taxonomy places the organism in Eukaryota, Viridiplantae, Streptophyta, Magnoliopsida, Myrtales, Myrtaceae.
AUGAACAUCCUGCGUCCAGAAAAUAAUAUGAAGCCAGGCUCGGACAUAGUGUGUCGUGAGGGCUUCGUGGGUAAGCUCUUGGCUCAGCUGAUUCACGAUGUAGAUGACCGCUCUGAGCUUCGCGUGAUUUCCGUGCUGGGCGAGAGAGCCAUUGACAAGACAGCCCUGGUGAGGAGUGUCUAUGACCGGCUAGACAUCAAGCGCCAUUUCGAGUGCCGCGCUUGGGUCCGCGUUUUGCCGGGUUCAGGCCUGGAGUAUAUCCUGCUGGAUGUGCUGAGACAGACAACCAUGCGAGAACUGAAAGAUGUCGAUCGCCCGCCAGAACAGCACUUGUCUGAGAUGCUUAAGAAGACCUUAAUGGAGCAGAGAUAUCUGGUUGUGCUGGAUAAUCUACAGAGUGUUGAUCUCAUGACGAAGCUCCUGAUUUCAUUAGACUCAAAGAACGGAAGCAGGGUAGUCAUUACUACUCGCAAUGAGAAUAUGUCCUUGUAUUUGGGCCCUCCACACUACGAUCCUGUCGAGUUAUGCCGGUUAAGCGAGGAAGAAAGCCACAGGUUGUUGAUAGGAAGUGGCUGGACCGAUGACCGGGAACUUACAGGGGCAAUUUUGGGUAAAUGCAAAGGUUAUCCUCCAGUGAUUCGGCUGCUAGGAGGACUUCUGCCUACUGUCGAAAAGGAUCGUCGCUCUACUUUAGCUGAUCGGGUUCCAAAUUAUUGUACUCUCGGAGAAAUCAUCUCUCUAAGUUAUGAUCCCCUCCCAGACAGGUUAAGGCACUGUCUUCUCUACUUGGCUCUCUUCCCUAGGGAGUUUGGGAUCCCUGUAAGGAGGCUCUUCAACAUACGGCUCGCUGAUGGACUGUUAUCGUCUAAGGGACAAGUACCUGAACACUCCACGAAGGAAUGCCUUGAUGCAUUGGUUGCCAGGAAUUUGAUUCAUGUGGUGACAUGGAAACUCGACGGAAGCAUCAGAACGUGCCUCAUGCCUGGUUAUCUACAUGAUUUCAUGUCUGAGAUGGUUAUGGAUGUAGGAACUUGGGAAGUUCGGCUACGCAUAAUUAAAGUACAUGGUUUCAAGGAGUUGAACAUUACAAGGACUCACAUGUUUACUUCAAAAUGGGGUUGCAGCUUUAAGGGGUCCAAUGUGAGCACACAAGGACUCACAUGUUUCCUUCAGAAUGGGGUUGCAGCUUUAAGGGGUCCAAUGUGA